GCAGUACCGCUGCGGCCUCCAGCCCGACACGAUCCAGCGGCACCCCUCGUUCGCGUCGGAAGGCAGCGCGCAGGGCGGUACAUGGGGCCGCGCGGCGGCGAGCUCCGCGGGGCCCAGGCCAGAUCCGUACCGCAGCGGGGACCUGGCGCUGCCUCGCAGAGGGGGCUUGUGCUUCCCCACGAAGGAGCGGGGCACCUACCUCUGCUCGAGGCCUGGCGACGACGCGCCGCUCCGGAGUUGGUCGUUCGGCAGCCACGCGAGCCGCGGCUCCUACACGCCGCUGCGCGAGGGUGCUGGCGACCCUGGCUGGCCGCCAGACGGCGAGCCGGGCCUCUCCCAUCGGCCCGCGCUCCUCAAGGC
Messenger RNA from Prorocentrum cordatum, 360 nucleotides. Lineage: Eukaryota; Dinophyceae; Prorocentrales; Prorocentraceae. The record is from the annotation of a GenBank genome assembly.